Odobenus rosmarus divergens (Pacific walrus) is the source of this 1972-nucleotide messenger RNA. It is a transcript of the gene PODN, whose product is annotated as podocan. The transcript has 10 exons. The record is from RefSeq and is a predicted model, not a curated record. NCBI's taxonomy places the organism in Eukaryota, Metazoa, Chordata, Mammalia, Carnivora, Odobenidae. The coding region runs from base 137 to 1972 and encodes 611 amino acids. Gene Ontology annotation, molecular function: protein binding.
GGACCCCAGGGUGGGAGAGUGAACGGAAGGGUACUCGUGCCUGGAGCGGUUGCAGAAUCCUCAGUCAUGAGGAAGAAACUGGGCUCAGAGGCACUUGGGUGAAGGGGCCCUCUCCCCUGCCCUCCUUUCAGGUACCAUGGCCCAGAGCAGGGUACUGCUGCUCGUCUUGUUGCUGCCACCGCAGCUGCAGCUGGGACCGGUGGGCACAGCGAGGUCUCCGGGGUUUGGCCGAAGUGGUACCCACAGCCUGAGCCCUGCUGAGAAUGAAUUUGUGGAGGAGGGGCCGGUGUUGGUGCUGAGACCCGAGGAGCCAGGGCCUGGCCCUGUCACCAUCAACUGCCCCCGAGACUGUGCCUGUUCCCAGGAGGGCGUUGUGGACUGCGGUGGCAUUGACCUGCGCGAGUUCCCGGGGGACCUGCCUGAGCACACCAACCACCUGUCCCUGCAGAACAACCAGCUGGAGAAGAUCUACCCCCGGGAGCUCUCCAGGUUGCAUCGGCUGGAAACUCUGAACCUCCAGAAUAAUCGCCUGACUUCCCGAGGGCUCCCAGAGGAGGCUUUUGAACAUCUGACCAACCUCAAUUACCUGUACUUGGCCAAUAACAAGCUGACCUUGGCACCCCGGUUCCUGCCAAACACCCUGAUCAGUGUGGACUUCGCUGCCAACUAUCUCACCAAGAUCUACGGGCUCACUUUCGGCCAGAAGCCAAACUUGAGGUCCGUGUACCUGCACAACAACAAGCUGGCGGAUGCCGGGCUGCCGGACAACAUGUUCAACGGCUCUAGCAACGUCGAGAUCCUCAUUCUGUCCAGCAACUUCCUGCGCCAUGUGCCCAAGCACCUGCCGCCUGCCCUCUAUAAGCUGCAUCUCAAGAACAACAAGCUGGAGAAGAUCCCACCAGGUGCCUUCAGUGAGCUGAGCAACCUGCGUGAGCUCUACCUGCAGAACAACUACUUGACUGACGAGGGCUUGGACAACGAAACCUUCUGGAAGCUCUCCAGCCUGGAGUACCUUGAUCUGUCCAGCAACAACCUGUCACGGGUCCCCGCGGGGCUGCCGCGCAGCCUGGUGCUCCUGCACCUGGAGAAGAACGCCAUCCGGAGCGUGGACGCAGACGUGCUGACGCCCAUCCGCAGCCUCGAGUACCUGCUGCUGCACAGCAACCAGCUGCACGCGCGCGGCAUCCACCCUCGGGCGUUCCAGGGCCUCAAGCGGCUGCACACGGUGCACCUGUACAACAACGCGCUGGAGCGCGUGCCCAGUGGCCUGCCCCGCCGCGUGCGCACUCUCAUGAUCCUGCACAACCAGAUCACCGGCAUCGGCCGCGACGACUUCGCCACCACCUACUUCCUGGAGGAGCUCAACCUCAGCUACAACCGCAUCACCAGCCCGCAGGUGCACCGCGAUGCCUUCCGCAAGCUGCGCCUGCUGCGCUCGCUGGACCUGUCCGGUAACCGGCUGCACACCUUGCCACCCGGACUGCCGCGCAACGUGCAUGUGCUGAAGGUCAAGCGCAACGAGCUGGCCGCCCUGGCACGCGGGGCGCUGGCCGGCAUGGCCCAGCUGCGUGAGCUCUACCUCACCGGCAACCGGCUGCGCAGCCGGGCCCUGGGCCCCCGGGCCUGGGCCGACUUGGCCCAUCUGCAGCUGCUGGACAUCGCUGGGAAUCAACUCACAGAGAUCCCUGAGGGGCUCCCUGAGUCCCUCGAGUACCUAUACCUGCAGAACAACAAGAUUAGCACCGUGCCCGCCAAUGCCUUCGACUCCACACCCAACCUCAAAGGGAUCUUUCUCAGGUUUAACAAGCUGGCCGCGGGCUCCGUGGUGGAAAGCGCCUUCCGGAGGCUGACGCACCUGCAGGUCUUGGACAUAGAAGGCAACUUUGAGUUCGGUGACGUGCCCAAGGACCGGGGCCGGUUGGAAGGGGACGACGACGAGGACGACGAGGAGGACGACGUCGGGGAGGACUAG